GAUGAAUAAAAGGACCAGGCCACAACGGGAGCGGACAGAGGUCCCAGAAGCACUCCUUGGCUUGUUUAGCAGCAGCAGGAGGGAUCCCAGCAGCGGUACAGAGACAGAGGAACUCUUUCACCCAUCUCAAAGCUGUCAGUCCUGGGAAAGAUACACUGAGCUGCAAAGGCUGGACGACCGACGAGGAGACAAAAGGAGAUCAGGGAGACAAGGAAAGAGGGGGACCACAGCCAGGGUUCUGAUUCCAGGUGCACGGUUCGCAAACACUACGUUUGUGGGUACACUCGUCCAGGGUCAUACUCAGCGCGUGCGGGCCAGGGAUGUCUCUGAGUGGGGACGUGUGUCUGGUGACUGGGGCAGGGGGGUUUUUGGGACGGAGGCUGGUCAAGCUGCUGCUGGAGGAGGAGAAGCUAGCGGAGAUCCGUCUGCUUGACCAGCACAUCCAGCCUCAACUCAUACAGUCUCUGGAGGAGGCCCGGGGUGAGACCCGACUAAGUGUGCUCGAGGGGGACAUCAGGGACAGUGACUUCCUGUGCCGGGCGUGCCGGGGCGUGUCCGUGGUCUUCCACAUUGCAUCGCUCAUCGAUGUCAUCGGGGCGCUGGACUACAGCGAGCUGUACACCGUCAACGUUAAAGGCACCCAGCUCCUGUUGGAGGCGUGCGUACGGGAGAACGUCGUCUCCUUCGUCUACACCAGUAGCAUCGAGGUGGCGGGACCCAACCCCGCCGGGGACCCCGUCAUUAACGGCGACGAAGACACGGCCGACGCCUCCACCCUCAAGUUCGCCUACAGCCGGACCAAGAAGGAGGCGGAGCGCCGGAGCCUGGAGGCCAACGGCGAGCGUCUGCAGAACGGCGGCCGCCUGGCCACCGUCGCACUCCGGCCCAUGUACAUCUACGGCGAGGGCUGCCGCUUCUUGCUGGGACACAUGGCCGACGGCAUCGCCAACCGCGACGUGCUGUACCGCACCUCGGCGCGCGAGGCCCGGGUCAACCCCGUGUACGUGGGCAACGCCGCGCUCGCCCACCUCCAGGCGGCGCGCAGCCUCCGCGAUGUGGACCGGCGCGCCGUCGUUGCGGGCAACGUCUACUACGUCUCCGAUGACACGCCCCCCGUCAGCUACUGCGACUUCAACCACGCGGUGAUGGCGCCGCUUGGCUUCCGCAUCCAGGAGAAGCACAUGCAGCCAUUGUGGCUGCUGCAUGUGUUUUGCUUCCUGCUGGAGGUGCUGAGGUUCUGUCUGCAGCCCUUUAAGCACAUCGCCCCGCCCCUCAACCGGCAGCUGCUGGUGAUGCUCAACACGCCGUUCAGCUUCGGCUACCAGAAGGCCAAGAGAGACCUGGGAUACGCCCCCAGGUACACCUGGGAGGAGGCCCGCACACACACCGUGGAAUGGCUGGCCGACCAGCUGCCCAAGGAGAGGGAGCGGCUCAGGGCCAAGUAGCUCCUCACAUGUGGUCAAUAAUAGAGGGAUCCUGGAUGAUGGUCAAGACAAGCCACCGCUUCAGUCUCAAAGCGCUUCAAAGGUUAUACGGCACCCCCCUAUCUUGGAGCCCGCUAAAGGGCUCCCCAACCCCAAGAGAAGAAACACUGGGAAGGAACACAGGAGAGGAAGCCAGCCUUCCAGAGACUGUAAGGAGUGCGAUAGUAAAUUAAUUUGCACACUGUGCCACACAUAGUGGACAUAUUUAAGCAAACAAAGGUUAAAGUAUGAUUGCAAUUUUAGAAAGAAGUUAUUAAUGAAUUCACACUCAAUCAUGAAUAUGGGCUAUGUCUUUAUUCUACAUGUCAAAAAUGUAUUUGUUUCACUGUUUGAAUUCAAGCUAUUAAAAAUGCAUAAAAUUGUU
This is a messenger RNA of Gadus morhua (Atlantic cod), 1848 nucleotides long. RefSeq names its product hydroxy-delta-5-steroid dehydrogenase, 3 beta- and steroid delta-isomerase 1 (gene hsd3b1). Lineage: Eukaryota; Metazoa; Chordata; Actinopteri; Gadiformes; Gadidae. Gene Ontology annotation, biological process: steroid biosynthetic process. The record is from RefSeq and is a predicted model, not a curated record. The transcript has 3 exons. Bases 321 to 1445 code for a protein of 374 amino acids. Gene Ontology annotation, molecular function: oxidoreductase activity, acting on the CH-OH group of donors, NAD or NADP as acceptor.